This is a messenger RNA of Nothobranchius furzeri (turquoise killifish), 2987 nucleotides long. It is a transcript of the gene faap100, whose product is annotated as FA core complex associated protein 100. Lineage: Eukaryota; Metazoa; Chordata; Actinopteri; Cyprinodontiformes; Nothobranchiidae. The record is from RefSeq and is a predicted model, not a curated record. Gene Ontology annotation, cellular component: Fanconi anaemia nuclear complex; nucleoplasm. Gene Ontology annotation, biological process: interstrand cross-link repair. Gene Ontology annotation, molecular function: protein binding.
UAUCCACCCUGUAGCUGCUUGUUUGUGUCUUUAGUUCAGAGAGAUGGAAGGACGGAGUUCUGUGGAGACUUGGGCAGAAUUUGGAUUCUUGGGAAAAUCAGGUUCACCGAAGGUUAAGUGUGGUUUCGGGACGAAUAUGUUCAUCAGCACUGGAAGCAACGAGGUGUACGUUUACAGUACUGAUGAGAAAAAACUCAAGGCAAUCCUCCAGUUUCCUGGCUCUGUGACUGAUUUGGUUGAGAGCUGUGAUGCUCAGCUGUUUGUGGCAUGCAGGAGGGGGGUCUAUGGUUUCAACUUACAGUUAUUGUCACACCGGCAUCAGAGCUCCUCAGUUGCAGCAUCCUCCAGCCCAGAUGAGAUCGACAUCUCCUCUGAGUUCCUUGUUGCUGGUGCAGAUGGAGUGUCGUCCCUGCUCCUCGUUGGCUCUGUGCUCCUGACCCUUUCCCAGAGUGGAGCAUCCUGGCUGUUGACCUUGUAUAAAAGACCAGAACAAACCCUUCCAUCCUCUUAUGAGGUGAUUGGUUCAUUCUGCCUGCCGCUGGUCUCACCUGUCAUACAAGGUGAUGCAGGACAAACAACAAAGUCUGUGCUGAAUUGCAUCCAUUAUGAUGACGGUACACCCUCUUCGUCCUCCCUCGGUGGAACAGACACACGUUCUUCUCGCGUUUGUCUCGAGCCAGUUCUCUUUAAACUUUUGUUUGGGGUUGAGGCUGCUCUCGCCAAAUCACCGGUUAUUCUUUGCGGCCUGCCAGAUGGACGCUUGUGCUUCCUUCCCUUGCGUCUCCCAGGAUCACAACUUCGGGUUCUCCAUAGCCUUGAGCAGCCGGUCGUGUUAGUUGGGGCAUCAGUUGUCAUGGAAACAGAUCCAAGACAUGCACGGUGCUUGGUGGUUGUGGGUGAACAAGGCAGAGUGGUGCUGAUCAGGACGGACAAAGCCGAUCCAGAAAGAGGAGGCAGCGUCGCUGGUUUUACUGAGGUGUGUGUGUCUGGACCUGUGGAGUGUGGCUGUGUGGAUCAGAGCUGCCUCUACUACAGCACUGGAUCAGACCUCCUGAUGCUGGAUCUGUCAGAGCGAUCAGCUGGAAGAGAGGACAAUGAAAGGAGUGAAGAGGGGGCACGCCAAAACCCCACCAGUUUAAAUGUGUGCAGGGUCAUCGCUUUAAACGAGCCAACACGCUGCGCUGCAGGUGAAGUUCAGCUGCUUGGACUGUCGGCCAGAGGGCAGCUCCAGAGCAUCAGGCUGCCUUUGAGGGGACAGGAAGUAGGACCGUCCAAACCUCUCUCCUCGCAGGUUAGUCGGAGCGUCAGGGACCUGCUGUCGGCCAUUGGAGAUGUUUGUGAAAGAGCUUCAGUGCUGAAAACAGUCAUCAAGUCCAAAAAUCUAAGUCUGAGGCAGCUGAAUCAGGUUGUAAACAUCAGCUUCCUGCUGACAGCUCGUGGGAAGACUAGAGAGCCACCAACUGAAGAGAAGUCGAUCAGAUGCCACUCCACAGUGAGUUGGAGCAGAUCUCUCCAGAAAGACUGUUUAAAUCUGACGUGUGUCCUGGAGAACUCAAGUGGGUAUGUCCUGGAGCGAGGCUGGACUCUGAGCAUCUCCGUCCAUCCUCUGUCCGGUCCAGGGGAGGAAACCUCCUCUGUUAACUUCUCAUUCCCGUUCCAUAGUCUCUGUCCCGGGGAGACGUUAGAAGUCUCGCUGCCCGUAGCAGCUGCAGGCGACACUUCUUUCCCUCUGACGCUAAACUGCUCUCUCAUCUUUUCACUCUCUAGUUUCCUAGCAGAGGUGGACUUGGCUAGCUUCCCAGACUUACAGGACAGUUGCUUCAGUUUGCCAUUAAACACGUUAACAGUGGACUGGCUGCAUGCUUUGCAAGUGGUCCGUCCUAAAGAGACAGUCACACUUCAGUCCAGCACCAUGGACGCCCUCCAGGCUUUUCUAAGCUCACAUCAGCUCAGGUGCAGUAGGGGAGGUGGAGCUUCAAACCCAGAGGAAUAUUCUGUAUGCGUACGCGUGUCAUCGGAGUUUCUGAGGAACACGUUGAUGUUAAAGAACUCCAUCCAGCAGCCAGAGUCGGCUUCUCCAAACAUCUGCUCCUCUCUGCUUGGCUGGCUGCUGUUUGGAGAUCAUGAAGGUGUGAAAUCGGGACACCAAGGAGAAGGGAUGGACUCAAACAGUUUGGUCCUCCACGCUCGUGCACCGAGUGUCUCCACGGUUAAAAUCACAGCAAAAGAGGUGAGUGCGGAGGAAGCGAACACUGGGAGAGGCGAAAGCUGCCAGGUCAUCGUGGAGAUCCAGAUAGAAAGCUCGUCCAUCACAGCUGUGUGUGGCCUGCAUCACGCCGUGCUGCACAGGAUGCAGACUCUGUUGAAGAAGACUCCUGAUGAAGCUGCACCCUCCACACAAGUCCAGACUUCAGGUUUGAGACGAGCGCUGCAGCGGGCCGAGGUCUUACACACUCAGAUCUCCGAGGCCCUGAGUGUGGGUCUGUCCUCUGGGCAAACAAACCCGUUCCUUCUCAGAGUUUACCAAGAACUCAGAGAAAAUCCGCUCCUCAUCAUCUAACACCCACACAGCUGCCCCCAGCCCGGAGCCCCGACUCAGCAUCUGCAUAAUAACGAGUUCCUAAUCACCCACACUGUAAAUCCACUGUUAUGUAAAACGUGUAAAUAUCAGCUACAGUUUUAAUCCAGCUCCUUUACCAAUGUGUAAAAAGCAGUCAUUUGAUUAUUUUAAGAGGCAACAAGUGUCAAGAUUGCCUUGUUUUUGUAGAUUCUGUCUUGUUUAUGUUUGUUAUUAGGAGACUUUUUAUUCCCUGUGUUAUUCUACACUAAAGUUUAGCCACAUAACUGUGUUCAGAUGAAACUGACUCUGUAAUCCAGCAUAUGGAUAUAACUAAUAAAAACAGAUGCUUGCUUCAUAAACAGAUUUUAUUUCAUAUAUAGUGUUUGUCACUGUCCUGAUCGCUGUUGUUUUAAAAUAUUUAAACUCA